Polistes canadensis is the source of this 6272-nucleotide messenger RNA. RefSeq names its product ets DNA-binding protein pokkuri (gene aop). Gene Ontology annotation, cellular component: nucleus. The record is from RefSeq and is a predicted model, not a curated record. Bases 1801 to 3249 code for a protein of 482 amino acids. NCBI's taxonomy places the organism in Eukaryota, Metazoa, Arthropoda, Insecta, Hymenoptera, Vespidae. Gene Ontology annotation, biological process: cell differentiation; regulation of transcription by RNA polymerase II. Gene Ontology annotation, molecular function: DNA-binding transcription factor activity, RNA polymerase II-specific; sequence-specific DNA binding. The transcript is spliced from 5 exons.
CGGUAAGAUGCAAUUCUAUCCGACAAAGAGGGUUAUUUAAACGUAAGAUAAAAAAUAUGUGAGCGUAAAUAUCCUCGUAGAUGGUGCUGCCAUCUGCCGGUAGAUUCUCCCUUGUAUCAUAUUUUUCGGAUAAGCGAAGACUAGGCCAUUUGAUAGUUUUCUCUCUUGCAUCAAUAUCUUUUUUCAUUAGUUUUUUUGAUUCGUAUUAGGCAACUUUACUUGGACGAAAUGUUACGACUUGAUGGGGUGCGAGUCCGAGAAGGGAUGGAAAGGGUUGCUCUCUGUAUUAAUCGGGAAGACGUCGAUCCAAACAAGUGGUCAGUAUCUUUGAAGGAGAAUUGGAGAGCAGUGGGACAAGUUAACGCAGAUGAACGGUGCGCAUCGGGCGCGCGCAUCGACGGGGCACACCAGUGGUGGAUCAGGGCGCUCUCUUUCCAUCUCUCCGAGUAGAGCGUUGGCGAUAUCGACGAUACCAAAGUGGGGAUAGAAUCUGGCGGCAAGCAAGUAGGCGAUACUUCCUACUGCAUGACUCGCGCGACUUGGACGAGCUUAGUCACUCGGCAGCUUCGAGACGCGUGUCUUUCCAUCUCGCUCCCUGUUCUUACUUCCGACGCUUCGUUUGCACUUUGCCACUCGUACGUGAGACCGUGUCGUCUCUAUCCCUCUAAGAGAGGAAACAAAAACGAAUAGGAAUAUACAGGAGAGUUACGGGAAAUUAUUGCUGCCGUUGUCACCGUUCUAACCACCACCGCUCUAACCACCACUGCUCUCAAAGAACACUACCAAAUGUCUCUUUGACGAGCUUAAGCCGGCAGGCAUAUCUAGAUCUCUCCCCUCUAUCCUCUCUUCCUCUCCCUCUCUAUCUCUUUCUGGGGCGCGCGCGCGCUCAAUCUUUUUCUCCUUUUUUCUCUUUCUAUCUCUCUCUCUCUCUCUCUCUCUCUCUCUCUCUCUCUCUCUCUCCGAUCUUCUCGAUCACUCUGCUAUCCCUUCUUCGAAUUUUAUCCCAUUUUUCCUUUCGUUAAAGGAAGGAAACUUUUCGAGGAGGAAAGACCUGCUUGCCGACAGAUGGUUGAUACGGAAUUGUGACUUGUUAGAGAUAAAUGAGCCUCAAGUGUGCGCAGUUCGUGUGGAUAUUUAACAUCCUCGUCGUUAUUAUUUUCUGUCCAUCGAGUAGUACAUUGCGCAGCAUCGCUGAGCGAGCUGUCGGUGACGUUCGUCUAACUUCGACGUGUACUCACGUGCGCGAGCAGUGACGUUUUGUUAAUCCACAAUUGGAUCUCUCUCUCUCUUUCGGUGCGACGAGUGUGGGUGCGGGUGUGGGUGUCUACAUACGUACGCGUGUAUGUUUGUACGUGCGUGCGUAAUUAAGAAAGAGAGAGAGAGAGAGAGGGAGAGAGAGAGAGAGAGAGAGAGAAAGAGAGAGAGAAAGAGGGAAGUUUUUCCCUCCAGAAAAGAAAUAGUAGUUGAACUAUUCGUUGAACGAUGAACUCGAAAGAAAGUAUCUCUAUCGAGUGAAUGCCGAUUAAAAGUCAUCGGAAGAUAGAUUGGUUAAGGGGUCGAUCAACGUUGGGUCACAUUGAUGAUAUCGUGAGACGGUACGUCACGUCACACAACAGCCACGGCACUAGGAGGAGAAACGGAAGAAGGAGGCGUGGAGAAGGUGGCAAGGGGAGGAGGAAGAGGAGCUGGAAGAUCGGGACGUAACUCUAAGCGGGGAUGAUCUAACAAGUUUCGUCGCAGCGCGGAGAGAUUUGAUAAAUCUGCCGAAAGAUACUUUCAUCGAGGAAGACGAGGCGUGUUAUGAAAUUGUUGCCAGCGAUUCAAUUGCCACAAUUACCGCCGGUUUCCGCCGCGAGCGGAUUAACCGGGAUGGAUUCUCGAAUACAACAGGGUAUAACGUUGCCCUUUAAUCCUACGGAUUUGCUUUGGCGAUACGGACCAAGUAUGAACUUUCCACCAACGACGCAUCCACCACCGAGUCCGUUGCUCGAUUUUAAGACGCACUUGCCUCCAAGCUUAGCCUCCGAUCCGCGACUUUGGUCGAGAGAAGACGUCGCAGCGUUUCUACGAUGGGCCGAAAGGGAAUUUGAUUUGCCGCAAUUCGACAUGGAUAUGUUCCAGAUGAAUGGAAAAGCACUUUGCCUUUUAACGAAAGCCGAUCUUGGAGAAAGGUGCCCCGGGGCGGGUGACGUCUUGCACAAUGUCUUGGCAAUGCUCGCGCGCGAUUUUAAUCAGUUGCAAAGGUGCCUUCCCAGUAGUCCAGUAACUCCUACCAGACCGUCGGCUUACCCGCUUAGUCCUCAUUCGCACCCACCUACGCCUACGUGGACAGAAAAUCCAUACGCUAAUCUAGCCACCCUGAUGUCAGCAAAUUCGGUAACUUUGUCCCCGGCACCGUCCGUCGACAGCCAAGCUGGUUCGCCUGGGCACGCGGAUGCCAAUCAGACGCAGAUUUAUAAGAGCGAUUCGGACGAGGACAAUCAUCAAGUAGGAGGAAGUAACAGUCCACCGGCUACACCUACGGCACUCGCUGCGCAAAGACUUAGCGAGGUUUGCGUAAAGGAUCAAGCAAGUCCGACGUUACCUUCCCAAAUGAUGCCUUUUACUCCAGGUGCGUAUAGGCCGGCCGCUGCCGCUGCUGCCGCUGCUGCUGCCGCUGCUGCUGCCGCUGCAGCCGCGAAUACCGUCAGAGAAUUCUUUCCUACUGACUCGUCCGAACCUAAUACCAAUGGAAGGCUUUUAUGGGAUUUUCUUCAGCAAUUGCUCAACGAUUCAUCCCAACGUUAUACCAAUUAUAUUGCCUGGAAAUGUCGAGAUACUGGAGUUUUCAAGAUCGUUGACCCUCCUGGUUUAGCACGGCUCUGGGGAAUACAGAAAAAUCAUUUGUCUAUGAAUUAUGACAAGAUGAGCAGAGCUUUGCGUUAUUACUAUCGUGUAAACAUACUUAGGAAAGUCCAGGGAGAGCGGCAUUGCUAUCAGUUCCUUCGAAAUCCAACCGAGUUGAAAAACCUCAAGAGUAUGAAUAUAUUGCGACAACCACCGCGAAUAAAAUCUGAACCGGAGGAGGAGGCAACCAUUACCGGAUGCGGACUCGACGCGGAAGCGGACAUGCCGACGGAUCUUUCUAUGUCUAGUAUGAAUCAACCGUCGAGCGAGCAACCUCUACCGUUACACGAUCCACCUACCAAGUACAGAAGUCACGCGUAUAAUCUCGUUAAGAUCAGUCAGGAACCGGAAGAGAGGAAGUGACGAGGGUCCUAGCGUUGAUAUCGCGCGACGACGACGCACGAUUACAUACGAUAGUAGGAUGAUAGCAUUGGACGUUGGCGUUCUCCUUUUAUAACUGGAUACGUCUCUGCGAUGAUACGCGAAGAGACAACGAAAGGCCGUCCAAUAUGGAGCGAUAUUCCAACGAAAGCCAAACUUCUUGGGGAUAGGAUCGAAGAUCCUACUUUUUCCGAGGACUAGCUGUGAAAAAAUGGAAAUCGCUGUUUGGUUACCAAUUCUAGAAUCGACUAGAAUCGAUCCAAGACAAGGAGAUCGAUAAAGUCGUAAUAAGAUAUUUCUUUCGAUGGCAAGCUCGAUAUUCCGACGGAUGAUAUCUCUCCAACUUUGUCCACGCACCGGUCAGAAAUCCAUCGCUUAUUAUAAUAGUACAAGAUUUCAUGAAAUCAUCCCCCUUUAAAAUCGGGCCAUAAUGGUGGAUAAGAUUUUAGCCGUCUGUGGUUAUGAACCAUUUUUCUCGAAGAAUAUAUGGAACUCAUAAGAAUGAGUAAAUAUCGUUGGGUUUAGCAUUGUCCAUUAAUGCCUGUUACUAAAGUGCAAUCAGAUAACAUCUAUCGGUUAACGAGCAACACACUUCUUAAAGGACAUUCAACUUAUUAACAUGGAUUGAAAAUAAGCGUGCAAAAUAUUUUAACACAAAUUACGUCUAAUACAUAGUCUAGGGUAUCGUCGUGAUUUUUUAAAGCAGAUAUUUACGAAAUAUAAUAUUUUAAUAAAGUCGAAUAUUAUAUAAUGUAUAAUGUUCAAUGAUUACAACGUAAGCUGUAAAAUGGGAGGAUUGAUUGUCGUAUACUUGCCAGAAGAUCUCUAUGCGAUCUUUUUUCAAGUUACUUCCUCGCGGAAUCAACAUAUAUAUAUAUAUAGCAUUUCCGCGCUAUUCUCCCAACAUAUCGAUUCUAGUAAAAAAAACGAAAGAUCUGGAUUGCCUAUUAUUGUAUGUUUCGUAAUGCAUGAUGAUUCGUUAUAACCGUCGCGGAAAAAUACUUUAGUUUAACAUAAGUGGUGAAUCGUCGUGUCGAAUCGGUGGACGCUUCAAUGAAGCUUAAAGGUUUGCGGAUAUUCCGCUAAUGUUUAUCCAUAUCUCUUCUUUCAUAAAACCCUUUUUUUAAUGCGAAACGUUUUAGUUUUACCUUGUCCUCAAAUAUAGAUUAAAUAUACCUAUAUAUGUGCAUAUACACAUAUAUACAUAUGCGUAUAUAUGUGUGUGUGCGUGAAAUAGUAUAAAACUAAUAAAUCACAUUAUCAGUGCAAACAUAAUAUAAGAUAUGUGCGCAAUGUCCGCAUCCAUAUGGAAACUUUCUUGGCAAACGAUUUAGCGACAUUCACAUGCAUAUCUCGCAAUCAUUUCAUUUAAUCGUAUAUUUUAGAUUGCUGAACGUUGUUAGUACAAAAACAACUUGAUUUUCUGUUGCACCUCUUUCAACGAUUAUAACAUAUGAGAUAAAAGUGAUCGCCGUUUAUUAUCUUUCCUACUACUUUCGUAAUUAUGAAAUUAUUCAAACGAAAAUAUUGUCAAAUAAAGGCUAACACUUUGCGGCCUAGUUCAUUUUUAAGCAGUCAUUUGUGCCAACGACUAUCUUUCUAGUUAAUAAGACUGUAUAUGUAUAUUUUAUUUGAUUGUUUAAAUGAACAUUUUCAAAUAGUCUAAUUACGAGUAGUAACUGGUGAGCAAAAAAUUACGCGCACCGUUAUAUAAAAUUUAUAUAUAGAUAGCGUCGACUAUAUCUAAGAGUAUAGUCAAUGUAUAUAAAUAGGUUAUUAUCGUACAGAAAAACUGAUAGAAAAAGAAUUCUAUUAACGAAAAAGAAUUUUAUGGAAAAUCGGGGCCAGAGUUAUAUAUGAGCCGCUCAUUUGCCAAAUCGAUUCAAUAAAAUCGCUUAUAUAAAAAAGCUAGAGAAAAUUGAUUAAGUUACAAUUAUAUUAAAGUUAUAUAAUUUAUUCAGUCGUACAACAUUUUCUUAUUCGAUGAUAUUUAAGCUCGUUAUAAAGAAAGGUUCAUUUAAAUAUGGACAAUUUAGCGUCAAUUACGUGCUUCUCAAAUAUAUACGUUUUCACGUUUCGAACAAUUUUUAGUCGCUUUGGCCUGUGAACGACUCGUAUAUGCAUAUAUAUUAUGUAUGUAUACAUAUACAUGUAUGUAUAUAUAUAUAUAUACACACACACACACACACAUCCCACACAUACGCAAUCAUACACAAAGUUAUGUAAAGAUAAAUAAAUAAAUAAAUAAAUAUAUAUAUUUUUACUACCAAAAUUUAUAUUCGAAAUUUAUAUAUCUGUUACUGACGCGAUUGUGGCUUACAUUCCACGAUUUCAAUCUAGAAUCAUUUACGUGAAUUACGAGAGAUUUGAUUGGAAAAAAAAUACGUAAAAGUACGUAAGAACAAGUGAGUAAGUGAGAGAGAGAGAGAGAGAGAGAGAGAGAGAGAGAGAGAGAGAGAGAGAGAGAGAAAGUCGUUUUUCAUGAUUAUUGUAGCACUUUCUGCACAAAAGACAAUUAAAAAAUUGAAAAUCUGAAACUUUGCGACAGUGCUCUAUUAAGAUAAAAUCGAUCAUUUGAAUUAGGCUUCUUGUAUGCUGUGAUUUUUAUAUUAUGAUAAUAAAGAGUGACGAAUGUAAGAGGCAAGAAGAUGCAUGUUUCGCGUAAUAAUAAAUACAUAACGUUGUUUAAAGAAAACUAUAACUACGUGUGUCUUAUAAAUUUGUGUUUGCGAUAUGUAAGUAUAUACAUAAACGCGUGAAAGUUGGGAAGAAAAAGAACACAAGAUUUAUGAUAUAUUUAAAUGUAAUUAUUAAUAUUCAUGCAGGAGAAUCUCGUAAACAUAAAUGAAAGAAUUUGAUCUAUUAAAUCAACGGGAAAAUCUCUACAAUUGACUCAUCCUGCGCAAAAUAUAUCGAAACUAGAACUUAGCGACACUUUUAUUAUAUAACUUGUUGCAAAAAUAAGAUGAACGAUAAUCGCUGUAAAUAUAAACUUAUUUACUUAU